Messenger RNA from Paramuricea clavata, 963 nucleotides. Lineage: Eukaryota; Metazoa; Cnidaria; Anthozoa; Malacalcyonacea; Plexauridae. The record is from the annotation of a GenBank genome assembly.
AUGGCUGCCAAUUUUACUGUUUUUUCGCGAUUUUCAACAGCCGUUUUACAACAUGGAAGACGAAAUCGUGGCCAAUUAUUUAAGCCAACGUUUAAAUCAAGUCCUAGUCUUGCCCGUUCUCUUAUGGUUGGUCCACGUAAGCUAACAUUUGGCAAGAAAACGGACUUAGAAUUAUUGAUGCAGCACAUGAAAUUAGAUCGGCAUGAGAAAUUUUCUGGUUUGCUACCGACUUCAUUCUGUGCUGAAUUACUUGCAAACCGCUGCGAGGAUAUGGAUUACAAAAUGGUACGAAGCGCGCAGCCGUUUUUUCUGAACUACAGGGUCGAGUUGUUAAAGCAGCGUGUUCAAUUUAUGGAAGAAAUGAAACUCACCCCCCGGCAAAAACGCAGAGACGUUGAACGUUACCCCCCUGUAUUGAUGUUAAGUUUUGCAAAUCAGGGAUUUUCGACGCAUUAUCUCCGUGGUUUGAUUCACUGUGGCGAAGAUAUGAACGGCAAUGCCAAAUUUGUUCAUUUUUUGUACGAGUGCCAUCCGAAACUUCGAAGCUAUGUUUUUGAGAUUGAAUCAAAUUUGAGUUCAGUCUGCGAAGAACUAGGCAUCACAAAUGAAUGUGCCUUGAAAAUGGCUAUAGAGAUGCCUUGCUUUUUGUUGUGGAAUGUCGAUAAGGCCACAGAGGAGUUUAAGGUUAUUCAUCGUGACUACGGUCUUCCCUCCGGCUACAAUAUUGAUUUCCAUACGGCACCGAUAUAUCCACCUAUGACAAAAGCAUCAUUUAAGCUCAAACAUGCACUAUUGACGAACAAAUCAAUCCCACAAUUAGUAAAAGACCUUGAGUUAUUUUCAAUGUCAGACAUAUUGGAGAAUAGGUUCGAACUUCCUCAUGGAAGACCAGAAGAUUUAUCGAGGUUUUUGGUCGACAGCUCUCGGGCUGAAGGAGUGAACGAAAAUGCUGAAUUAGUAUAA